UUUACAGAGACGGACCUGGCCAGAAUUUAAAACUAGGCCGAAGCAUUCUAAAAUGCUGUCUUGUUGACGUUUUCAGAAAACAGAUUUUAUGUUGAACAGCGUAGCGCAUAAUGCAAAUAACGCGCAUGAAGCUUUAAUGAAGACAACUGCUGACACAGGCACGUGGGUCGGAACACUGAUGACGGCUGCCUUGCGUGAGGAAGCAUGCAGCAGAAGAGGAAUAUCCAGAUCAUUGAGUGGGAGGACCUGGACAAGCGGAAGUUCUAUUCUUUUGGUGUGUUCAUGACCAUGACCAUCCGCGCCACGGUCUACCCUGCCACGCUGAUCCGCACAAGGCUACAAGUGCAGAGGGGAAAAUCACUCUACAACGGGACGCUUGACGCUUUUGUCAAGAUCCUGCGGGCCGAAGGCAUACGUGGCCUCUACCGUGGCUUCAUGGUCAACACCUUCACGCUCAUCUCCGGCCAGGCUUACAUCACCACCUACGAGCUGGUCAGGAAGUAUGUGUCCAACUACUCGGCGAGCAACACACUCAAGUCUCUGGUGGCAGGAGGCUCAGCAUCGCUAGUGGCACAGAGCAUUACAGUCCCUAUUGAUGUGGUCUCGCAGCAGCUGAUGAUGCAGGGUCAGGGUGAGCACCUGACACGCUUUCGGUUCAAGCCCAAGAUGGCAGUGGAUGCCAGGAAGCACAGGGUAACAUUUGGACAGACUCGGGACAUUAUUGUGCAGAUCUUUGCUGCUGACGGCCUGCGCGGAUUUUACAGGGGCUACGUGGCGUCUCUCCUGACAUACAUCCCUAACAGUGCAGUGUGGUGGCCUUUCUAUCACUUCUAUGCAGAACAGUUGUCUAAACUGGCACCGAGUGAAUGCCCUCAUCUUAUACUGCAAGCCAUGGCAGGACCCCUGGCUGCUGCCACUGCAUCCACAGUCACCAACCCCAUGGAUGUUGUCAGGGCCAGAGUACAGGUGGAAGGCAGGACAUCGGUCAUUGAGACUUUUAAGCAGCUGCUGGUAGAGGAGGGGUUCUGGGGAAUGACUAAGGGGCUGUCGGCACGGAUCAUCUCCUCCACACCCACGGCCAUUGUCAUGGUGGUGGGCUACGAGACCCUGAAGAAGCUGAGCCUGCGGCCAGAGCUGGUAGAUUCAAGACACUGGUAGAGGACACAGGGCAACCAUCAGCUGGCAGUUCCCCACAAACUAUCCCGACCCACCCUCUAUCAAGUCAUUCAGUCUUGGGUCACUUCGUCCCAUGUUUUUGUUAGCCUUUUAAAUCUAUGUUGCCUUGAUAUCUCUGUAUGGUGGGGGUUGUCAUUUUAUGCUUUAUGUCAGUGAUGAGGAGUAUUUUCUCUUCAUUCUUGAAAUGGUGAAGUUAUGUUCACUGAGGACUAUAUUUUUGUAACACCUGAUGUCAAAUAAGGAGACGCAAAAUUCAA
Messenger RNA from Megalops cyprinoides (Indo-Pacific tarpon), 1433 nucleotides. It is a transcript of the gene slc25a44a, whose product is annotated as solute carrier family 25 member 44a. Gene Ontology annotation, cellular component: mitochondrion. The transcript is spliced from 4 exons. Lineage: Eukaryota; Metazoa; Chordata; Actinopteri; Elopiformes; Megalopidae. Gene Ontology annotation, molecular function: branched-chain amino acid transmembrane transporter activity. The record is from RefSeq and is a predicted model, not a curated record. The coding region runs from base 205 to 1158 and encodes 317 amino acids. Gene Ontology annotation, biological process: branched-chain amino acid catabolic process.